UUCAAUUUAGUAUUACGUUCACAUUCUGUUGAGGUUGUUCAGUGCACUUAAAUUUGAUACCAAGCCAAUUUACAGAGGGUAUUUUAUACCAAAUAUGAAUCUAUAACUGGUAUUUUGGGGUUUGGGAUCCGUACUUGGGUGAAAGAUAUAUUUUUGAUCACGUUUGAUCCUUUUGGUCGGUCGCUGCCAAAGCAUCCAUGCAUCUAGAAAGGUAUUGAACAUAAUUAUAUCAUUUAUAUACGGAACGAGUAUAAUAGAUAGCUAUGCGAACUCAACGGACAGAUAAGAACAUGGCUUCCGAGUCGCAACAGGAUCGCUGCUCUACAUUUGCGAUUCGUCUACUCAUGCUUUUCGCGUUAAUCUGUGCAUGUAUCUUUGUAUCUGUCUACUUCUCACCUUCUCUCUCGCCAGUCGGCCCCAAGACGGUCAACAUGAGUGUGAUAGCCGACACGGCUCGAAUCCCUGACCUGACAAACUGGACCGAUGAUGUCGUGGAAAACAGGACAGAGUAUGGGUGUGGAAAUGCCAGGUUCACUGUCCAGGAAUGGACAAUGGUCAAUCUACCCAUAGCGGCUGUGAUCAUCCUCUUCUUCGGUUUCUUUCAACCUCGAACACGACUAUGGCCUGGAUGCUGCAGCGGACGACCAAGUGUAGCUUACCCUGUCAACUUACUGGACUCGUAUUCCGAUCGGCUUGCCUUUGUGUGUGCGUUCGGUAUCACGUGUAUAGGUAUCCUUGAUCUCUUCACCGGUAAUUAUUACGUCGAACCCAACUACGACGACCUGCCCGAGAUGGUACGAGGUGCUGUACGUAGCUGCAUGGCCUAUGUAAACGUGUUUGCCAUUGGACUAGCUCACUAUCCAAUCAUGAUAUGUCUAACAGUACAAGCCUGGGUGGUUAGUGACGUCAUCGGAAUACUUUACACGUUGGAAUGGGCAUUUUUCUAUUACUACUCUCUGGCGGAAUGCCCUUGGGGAGAAUCUGACGAGGGUAAUGUGAACAACCUCAUUCUGUUACCAAUCUAUCUCUGUUACAUCAUUCUACUGGUUCUCUUCAUCAAGAGGAUGUACAAGAAUUACACGAUCAGGAAAAAGGUUAGACAGGGUCUGGAAGUGGAGAUCCAUGACUAUGAAGAAGACUUUGUGAAAACACACUUCUAUCAACGAGUCAAAUAUUUACUAACACCAAAGGAUGAAUGGGAAAGAGACAAGAAAGAACCUGGAUCAUGCCAAAAGUUUUGGAACAGAUUCUACGAGGAUGAACCAGGUUUUCGAUUUUCCCGUCGUAUCAUCUGCACCAUUGCCCUAAGUGGACUGUGUUUAUUUUGUAUUGGAAUUAUUUAUGAAGCCAGCGGUGUUUACCUGGAACGAUGGGCUGCUGAAACAUUUAUAGAAAACGGAUCACUGUAUAACUACCUCGUUGAAAGCAAUAGCACAGCUUCUUUCUACACGUUUAAGGAAAUCGCAGAUUCAUUUGCCUAUUCAUUUUCACCCACAACAUUCGUAGCAAUGGGAGUAAUGAUCUGCUAUAAUAUGGUUACAUUUAUAGCAUAUAGGAGAAACACUCUCAGGUUAUGGCGAGGAGACAAGUCAUUUUGCCCGAAAGAGGACUUUGCGAACACAACCUUAGUGGUCUGUAGUCUGAAGUAUUCAGGGUAUCACAUCGCGUUUGUUCUAUGGGGUUUUAUUCUGCUCCAGUUGACGCUAUGGCUUUUAACCUUCCUAACCAUCUAUCUUCUCGUCCUACCUAUCAUUAACAAGGAACGAAAUUGGGUUUGGACACUUAUAAGGAAUCAGUGGUUGUCCGUAGUUGUAUAUAUGGUUGUGUAUUACAGUCAGGUGAUCUCAGCGAAAUUUCUAUUUCUUCAGCAGCGAGGAAAAGAGCUCAGUAUAGACAAUAGGCGACUUUUCCAUGUCCAAGUGUAUUUCUUCUUCUUUGUCAACGUCAUCAUCGGUUUGGCAUCUUGCCUUCUUCGGAUAUUCAAGUCGGUCCUUUUCGGUUUAUUAUUGGUUGGGCGGAUAGACCGGUGUUUAUUGAUGAGGGGCUUCGAGUUAUAUGAUUCAGGUUACAAGGCGUAUUUAGGAUUUCUACAACUGGAAGUUGCUCACACUCAUCCUAUUGUGAUUACAUUCUGCCAUUAUCUUCUAAAAACUCAGAGGGAUAGGAAAGAAAAGGUCUUUGAAUUCACUGAAGAUGAAGAAGUUGAUAUUCCGAUUCCAAAAAGAGUGAAUGUAAGAGCACGAAAUCGUUGGUACCUUGUCUAUACCUUAAUACGUAACCACCGUCUGCUUGCCGAACGAUUCGAUGCCAUACUCAGCGCAAAGAGAGACGAAGUAAAGAGACAAAUCGAAGAAGAGAAACAGAAGAAGGAUGAGAAAGUGGUGAAGGAAGCGGUGACAACAUUCAUCAAUGAUGACGUCGUCGAGAGCGACGGAGUUAGAGAAGAGAAUUCCAAGGCAAAGGUCGUAUCGGUUACAUCAUCAACAGCUAAAAUCGAAGAUGAGCGGGAAACGAACUUGACGAUGACGUCGGAUUACGAUCCAAGCUCGGGGGCGUCACACUCUGACUCGUCACCGCUGCCGCGUUCAGGAUCGCCUACACAGACGUGGUCGACGAUCAGCAUCCUGGAAAGCCCCCAAAUCACACCAUCGCCAUCUCCUGUGAAUGAGACCAAGGCUGACGACGGCAUCAAGGACCAAGAUGGGAAUACUAUGUCGAAUGAGACUGGGUCACCUGGUUCAAAUGGAUCGCAAGCGAGUUUAAUAAAACAUGAAGAUGAAGUCUCAAACUCUUCGGUUAGUCCUCUCGUCAUUGAGGAUGAAGAGAUGAACUUACCAGGCACACCUAUACGAGAACAAGAACAACACAUAAUGAUAAAGAAUGAAUGAUGAUUUGAAAUUCUGUAUUUUAUAAUACGAUGAACAAAAUGAAGGAUAUAUGAUAACUGGCCAGGAUGAGAAAGUAAAAUACUUAAUGUUUAAAGUCAAUGCAGAAAUGACGAUUCAUGUUUACAGUCGACACCGGCGACUUCCCAUAGACUGAUAGAGCUUUGUGUUGCCUUUUAACUACCAUCCCGGUCAUAAUAUAGGAUUCCUGUUUACCAGUCGAAUAUGUAUAGGCCUACGCAUUCCCCACUCCCUGUGGAAUAUUUCAGCAAUGUGAAAUGGAGCAUGAUAGGGAGAAACAUGUCGUAAAACCGAGAACUGGUCGAUGUCAAUGAUAUCCAUUUAUUUCCUGCUGGGCAGCAUUUUCAUCAACAUUUUUCGUCCGACACAGUUGUCAGAUGAACAACUUUUUUUUCAAAAUUCGAUUGGAAGAGAAGCACUGUUGCUAUGGGAACUGUCUAAUAAAAUGCUUGUCAGAUAAAACAUCGGACAAGACCUUGCAUGAAACGCUACCCUGAUCAUAAGUUUCAUGCAUGUGAUUUCAAUCGCGUUCUGCUCUGCGGUGGAUUAUUUUAGGGGCCUAUAAUCGUGAUAAUAGACCACAAUCUCGCAGAGAAUGGACUGAUGUUAAUAAAGCGUCCAUAAAUUUAUUUUUAGGCAAAUUAUGUUGCCAUUUUUAGUUUUCGUGUACAUAAUGAAUAAAGAGCAUGGUAUCCACAAUAUCAUGAGUGCAUCAGCAACAAUCUGCGUUUAUUGACAUUUUCGAAUUUGUGCGUGUUUUUUUAACGUAAAUAUAAUAACUUGGGAAUUUAUUAUGACUAUAAAUUCUAUUUUGUUCACUAUCAUAUCGGUGAACAAAGUUGGAGUCACUUCUUUUGGAUUCAGUGGUUUGUAGCCCCCCCCCCCCCCGUU
Molecule: messenger RNA, 3797 nt
Organism: Lytechinus variegatus (green sea urchin)
Lineage: Eukaryota; Metazoa; Echinodermata; Echinoidea; Temnopleuroida; Toxopneustidae
Product: stimulated by retinoic acid gene 6 protein-like
Exons: 19
Coding region: 264-2888 (874 amino acids)
Biological process (GO): vitamin A import into cell
Cellular component (GO): plasma membrane
Molecular function (GO): retinol transmembrane transporter activity; signaling receptor activity
Source: RefSeq, a predicted model, not a curated record